Messenger RNA from Eleginops maclovinus (Patagonian blennie), 3231 nucleotides. Its product is annotated as potassium voltage-gated channel subfamily F member 1-like. Lineage: Eukaryota; Metazoa; Chordata; Actinopteri; Perciformes; Eleginopidae. Gene Ontology annotation, molecular function: voltage-gated potassium channel activity. Gene Ontology annotation, biological process: protein homooligomerization; potassium ion transmembrane transport. The transcript has a single exon. Gene Ontology annotation, cellular component: voltage-gated potassium channel complex; membrane. Bases 198 to 1697 code for a protein of 499 amino acids. The record is from RefSeq and is a predicted model, not a curated record.
CAAACGUGGCUGUGUGGCGCUAAGAAGACUUCACGCUGCAGUCACCUCUGAGCAAACAUAUCAUUUACUCGCAGAUUGUGGAUGUUUUUUGCACAGCACCAGGGUUUCUGGUGACUUGUGUUUCACUUUGACAGAAUAUCUCCAUCACCUGGGCUGUUUUUUUUUUUUUUGCGGACUUUGCGGAUUUUGUAAACAAAAUGUGGGGGAUCCAGAGGACGCGAUAUGCUGACUGUAACGGUUCUGAAGCCAGUGAAGAGACGGAGAUUGUUGUCAACAUCGGCGGUGUGAAACAGGUGUUGUAUGGGGACGUGUUGAAUCGUUACCCGGACACGCGGCUGGCAGAAUUGGUGGACUGUUCGCUAAAGUCCUCUGAAGAAAUAUCCUCACUAUGUGACGACUACGACCCGGACACGGGGGAAUUUUAUUUUGACAGAGACCCUGAAGCCUUUAAGUGUAUAAUUGAACUGUAUUGUUAUGGAGAGAUUCACAUAAAACGAGGCAUUUGUCCAAUUUGUUUUAUGAAGGAGAUGGAGUUCUGGAAGAUCGACCCUGAUUUUCUGGACGACUGUUGUAAAUGCCACCUGAAUGAGGUAGAGGAUGAACUUGCAGAGAUCGCAGAGAAAGUGAGGACUAUCCUGGUGGACCGAGAGGGAGAUCCGUCUGCAGCUGGCUGGCAGCGCUUCCAGAUGUACCUCUGGAGGCUGAUGGAGAAGCCGGAGUCCUCGCUGCCUGCGCAGAUCAUCGCUAUAGUUUCUUUCAUCUUCAUACUCGUCUCAUCCGUGGUGAUGUGUGUUGGGACUAUCCCCGACCUGCAGGUGGAGGACUCGGAGGGUAACCUCACGGAGAACCCAACUCUGGAGGUCAUCGAGACAUUGUGCAUCGGCUGGUUCACUAUCGAAUACAUCCUGCGCCUGAUCUCUUCCCCAAACAAAAUUAAAUUUUGCCUGGCUUUCAUGAACAUCAUCGACUUCAUGGCGAUCAUGCCCUUCUUCGUGGUGCUCAUUCUGACCUCCUUCGGCACAGGAGUGAUGGAGCUGGCUAAUGUGCAGCAGGCGGUGCAGGCUUUACGCAUAAUGCGCAUUGCGCGCAUUUUCAAGCUGGCAAGACAUUCCUCCGGACUCCAGACCCUCACAUCUGCCUUGAAGAGCAGCUUCAAAGAGCUCGGGUUGCUACUCAUGUACAUGGGCGUCGGGGUUUUCCUUUUCUCCGCACUGGGCUACACCAUGGAGCAGAACCACCCAGAGACCUUGUUCACAAGCAUCCCACAGUCCUUCUGGUGGGCUGUGAUCACCAUGACCACGGUGGGCUAUGGAGACGUUUACCCCAAGACAACUUUAGGUCGGUGUAAUGCUGCCAUCAGCUUUCUGUGCGGGGUGAUCGCAAUAGCGCUGCCUAUACACCCCAUCAUCAACAAUUUCGUGUUGUUCUACAACAAGCAACAGGUGCUGGAGACCGCUGCCAAGCAUGAGAUUGAAUUGAUGGCUCUGCGCUCAGGAGAGGGCGAGCUGGAGGCGGCUCCCGGUGCCCAUAAACAUGUCUGCGGAGCAGGGGUGUGGGACAGCGCUAUGCGCCCCUGUCACAGCGACACAUACAUCCCCUUACUGAAGGAUCCCAGGGGAGGGGCGGGGAUCCAGACACCCAGCAUGGACACAAGCUUUGAAAGCACAGCCGAGGCCUCUGAGUAUUUCAUCUCAUAAACACUAAGACUCAACGAAAAGACUCAGCAAAACAACAACAACAAAACAUCGAAUUAAUCAUUCAUAUUUGACCUAUUCCAACUUAACCCGCACACUUCAGGGUUAAUGAUACCACGAUGACUGGAUUGUAAAUAGCCUCGUUAAAAUAAUAAGUCCUGCAGUGUGCUCUCUAACGGAUCGUUAAUGCAUUUGAGAAUUGCACCUAUAAAGGGACAUACUUUGUGUGAGAUAUUGACUUUAUGAGCUGUGCCUUUGCACAGUGACUCCCUGUAGGGCUGUGGGCUUCUGUUUGAACAGUAGACACCAACUCCCCCAUGUAGGCUUCUUAUAUAAUAACCCCAUCCCCAAUCCCAAAUCCUCACACUCAUACUGUAGACUGCACUGUAGCCUAUUCCUCUGUACAGAUAUAUAUACUAUACUGUAUAAUAAAAUGGAUGUUUGUUUUUUUUAAAUAAAGAUUCUCAGCUCCUCCAGGAGAAAAGAGAAAUAGUUCCCCUGGUAUGUUUAUAAAGACGGUCUACUGGCAUGACAACUAAACUGAAGAAAAACCUCUUGGUAUAGGGACUUACUGUAUAGAGCCAUAAAGAUAAUGGCAGAAACAAAAUACUGGGUAAAGAAAAAUAAAGUAACAUAUCAUCUGGGCAGUUUGUUUCUGUUUCCGCUGGUGAUCGUAAGUGUAAUUUCUGUAACCGACACUGCAUUAAUAUGUGGUAUUAUAUCAGAUAAAAAAACCCAUCUGCUGUGCAGGCAUGAUAAAAGCUGUGUCAGUUCUAGAAGCUCUCAUGACUCCAGGAUAGGAACAUUACAUUCAGAAGCUGUCACAACUCUGCUCAUCCCCGGAGUGGAAAUACUGGAUCCCCAAGACAUUGGCGAGGGGAAGAAGCAACAGGCUGGAGGUUAAAGAAAAAAAAUAUUGAACUUUAACUUGAGUUUUUUUCAGAGUGCAGGCUAGCCCACCUGAAAGUCUGAGUGGAAAAGAUGAGAAUAUAAAAAAACAAAACAAUGAUGGGGACUUUUUUCCUAUUUGAUCAUAAAAAGACACAUUAUCAGGCUAGCAGCUUAUCAUCUCAGACAGAAGGUGUGAGAGCACCAAUAGGCAGUGCCAGUGUGUAAAAUGAGUCUUAAUGCAUUACUACUCUUAGUUUGAUAAUACUUGAAAGGAUGAAGUGCAUUCACACUGUGCAACGUGUUUUAAAAUUCUCUGUAAAUUGGCUUAAUGGGCACUAUACUUAGGAGUUCCACAGUUUGAAAGGUCUCAACUCCUACACCAUUAUUCUGAGUGACGUGAAACUUUCUGCACGAGAACAAUCUUUAGAAAAUACGGUAGGGGAGAUACAAUUAACAUUUGACACAUUGAAUGCAGAUGUCAUGUUUUAAAUGUCAGUGGUUAGAUUCUGUUGUAACCUGAAAUGUACAAUUUCUAUCAAGACUGUGUUCCUGUUUCCAGUGUUAUUGGGACAUUUCAUUUGAAUGUAAAAACAUGCUUUGUGCAUGCAGUUUUUCCACCAAAUUUGGGAACUUACAAAGAUGAAAA